CCAAUCUACUUUUCUUUCUCAUGAGUUUAUUAUUGCUCAUCUCCUAAUUACGGAGUAUUAAUUAAUUAUUUAACAAAUCACCAAUAAUGGCUAAUUUCGUCUUAGCCCUUGUUGUUAUGACCACAUCGAUCCCCAUCCUCCUCGUUCCCCCCACCGCCGCCGCCGGCGACCCAACCUUAAAUGCCACCCGCGCUGCCCGAAACACCCGGGCGGCGAUGAACCCGAUCGACUCGUGCUGGCGCGCCAACCCAAACUGGGCGUCCGACCGCCGCGCGCUGGCAGAGUGCGCGGUCGGCUUCGGGAAACACGCCGAGGGCGGAAAGAACGGGCCCACGUACGUCGUCCGGCACGCGUCGGACAACCCGCGGAACCCGAAACCCGGCUCGCUCCGGUACGGCAUCAUCCAGCCGAAGCCGCUCUGGAUAACGUUUGCCAGGGACAUGGUGAUCAAGCUCAAGAACGACCUCAUCGUCAGCAGCUACAAGACGAUAGACGGGAGAGGGGCAAAAGUGGAAAUCUCCAACGGGCCAUGCAUCACAAUCCAAGGGGUGACGAAUGUGAUCGUGCAUGGCAUAACGGUUCGGGACUGUAAGCCGGGAAAAUCGGGGCAGGAAGUUAGGGACAGCCCGACGCACGCCGGGCGGCGCGGCGGCUCGGACGGGGACGCGGUUACGAUAUACGGGUCUUCGAACGUGUGGAUAGACCAUUGUUACUUUGCACGCGCCGCCGACGGGCUCAUCGACGUGAUACAUGGGUCCACCGACAUCACCAUUUCGAACAACUAUUUUACUCAUCACGACAAAGUGAUGCUGUUUGGGAACAAUGAUAACAACGUAGAAGACAAAUCUAUGAGAAUUACAGUGGCCUUUAAUCAUUUUGGCCCUGGUCUUAUUGAAAGAAUGCCAAGGGUGAGGUUGGGGUACGCCCACGUGGCAAACAAUAGAUACAGUGGGUGGCUGAUGUAUGCGAUUGGUGGAAGUGCAAACCCUAUCAUUUUUAGUGAGGGCAACUACUUCAUGGCUCCCAAUAAAUCUGAUUCUAAGCAAGUGACGAAGAGAGAGGUAAAGAAAGGGUGGGGGCAUUGGAAAUGGAGGUCUUCAAGGGAUAAAUUUCUAAACGGGGCAUAUUUUGUGCCGUCCGGAUACGGGAGCUGUACGCCGUACUACACCAGAUCUCAGUCGUUCCCGGUGGCCGAUGGGUCUAUGGUUCCCGCUCUCACGGCGGAUGCCGGCCCGCUCAUCUGCCCCUCCUCCGCCACGUGUUGAUGUAUCCGAUACCGUGUAUAUCUGUGAAAAUCAAUUGUUGUACUCAUU
This is a messenger RNA of Cuscuta campestris, 1313 nucleotides long. NCBI's taxonomy places the organism in Eukaryota, Viridiplantae, Streptophyta, Magnoliopsida, Solanales, Convolvulaceae. The record is from the annotation of a GenBank genome assembly.